UCUUUCCCAUACUUAACCACCACUUUAAUUUACUUACUCUUGACCCUCUUGUCUUCCUUCUUCUUCUUUUUGUAUUAUUAUAUGUGUCUACCUAGCUCUAAUUGUCUAGGACCACUUCAACUUACAUGUAUAUAUGAGCGUCCAAUGAGAGUACCAUUCAUCUUUCACACUAGCCAGCCAUGGAUUGGUUCUCUUGGUUAUCAAAGAGCAGCCUUGACCCAUCACUAAUAUAUGAAUACGGCCUUCGCUUUGCUCGCAAUGAGCUCCAAAAGGAGGAUUUAACCUACUUCAACCAUGAGUUUCUCCAGAGUAUGGGCAUUUCAGUGGCCAAGCAUAGGCUAGAAAUUCUGAAGCUUGCUAGGAAAGAAGUUGGAGGAGCUCCUAACGCCCUUUCCAGGCUUAUUUUGACAAUCAACAACGCCAAGAAAAAGAUUGGCAAGCGUAUUAACAAGUGGGUUUUCCAUGAAGUUGGAUCGACAAUGGCCUUGCCAGAGCCACCCCCACCCGCUCGCUACCAAGAGCAAUGGAAAGGAGCAUUAACAAGGAAGUACAAGAGUGAAAAGGAGUUUCAAGCAGAGAAACAGAAGCCAAUCAAAACCAUGAGGAUAGCAAAAUCCGGGCCAUUGCCAUUGGUGCAAGACAAGUUGAUUGUCACCAAUAGAAGCUUGAAGUUGUCUGGGCCUCUGGAAUGUAACAUGCAAGAGAGAUUGUUGUUCACUUACAGGAGCCCAAUAUCUUCUGGGCCUCUGGAUAGACAAAUGUAUGCAAAUAAAAGUCAUAACUUAUCUGGGCCUCUGGAUAGGCGGUUUCCAAGCCCGAGGAUUUAUGCAGACUACAGAAGCACCAAGGAAAACUUGGGCGGUGGUUAUGAAGAUCAUUCUCUAUGGGCAGCUCUGUUUCGGGAUCUGAAGCCCACAUGAGCUACCCAGUUUUGACUUAAAAUUUAGCAGAUAGUGUACUAUUGUUUCUCAAGAUUAGAGAGAAACCUUGUUUCUUAAGAUGUUUCUGGCACGUUAUAUCCAUAGUUGAAUCUUUGUGAAGUAAUGCAUUUUCCAGGCUUCCAGAACAGAA
Molecule: messenger RNA, 1071 nt
Organism: Mangifera indica (mango)
Lineage: Eukaryota; Viridiplantae; Streptophyta; Magnoliopsida; Sapindales; Anacardiaceae
Exons: 1
Coding region: 180-920 (246 amino acids)
Molecular function (GO): protein binding
Source: RefSeq, a predicted model, not a curated record